Urocitellus parryii (Arctic ground squirrel) is the source of this 1435-nucleotide messenger RNA. The record is from RefSeq and is a predicted model, not a curated record. NCBI's taxonomy places the organism in Eukaryota, Metazoa, Chordata, Mammalia, Rodentia, Sciuridae.
AGGAAGCUCGCCCGAGCUUAGCCGGAAAGAGGAAGGUUAGACUAUGCAAUACCCUCAGAAAAUCAGGAGAUUGACAAUCUCUGCGCUUCUGAGAAUUACAGUUGAGAUUACAGACAUCCUGCCAGAAUGCUUUCUUCAAAGCCCAGACUUGUCGUACCCUAUGGCCUCAAGACUCUACUCGAGGGAGUUAGCAGAGCUGUUCUCAAAACCAAACCAUCAAACAUCACCCAGUUUGCAGCGAUUUAUUUUAAAGAACUUAUUGUAUUUAGAGAAGGGAAUAAUUCUCUGGAUAUAAAAGAUCUGGUUAAACAAUUUCAUCAGCUUAAAGUAGAGAAGUGGUCAGAAGGAGUGACACAGGAGAAGAAAUCAGAACCAGAACGAACACCUGUAGUUUCCCAAGAACCUACACGGAUGGAAAAAUCCACGGACACAGAGGAGGAUAAUAUAUCUGCACCACAGUUUAGCAACAAGACCACCCAGUUUCCAUCAAUUAAUACUGAGUGCCCACAGACUGAGGGGACAAGCGAAGCAGUUCGUGGUCCUUCUUCCAAACCAGUCACCCCCAAGACUACCACUCCACCCUCAUCACCAUCUCCAGCAGCUGUCUCAGCAGAGUUUGCCUAUGUCCCAGCUGACCCAGCUCAGUUUGCCACUCAGAUGUUAGGUAAUGUUUCAUCUAUUCAUUCUGAUCAAUCUGAAAUUUUAAUGGUGGACGUGGCAACAAGUAUGCCUGUUCUUAACAAGGUACUGAAGUCAGAGAWUGCUGAAGAAGUCGUGGGGACUGCUCCUCCGGAGUGUUCUGGAGAGCCAGUACAGGUAGAUGAGGACUAUGAGGCUGAACUACCAACGGCUUUCUCAAUCCCCUUGCAGGCUGAACAACAUCCUCCUGCUUAUGAUCAAGCUCCUAAGGUCCCUUUGCAGGCUGAUGAUCGGGUUACAACAGCCCUUCGUAUAUCAUCUAUAUAUAACAAUCAGCCUGUCGCUGAAGGAAUUAUCUAUGUUGAGCAAAUACCAGAACAUAUAGUUAUCCCUUUUACUGAUCAAGUUGCUUGUCUGAAAGGAAAUGGGCAAUUACCAUCAGUUAGUCCCAAACCUGUGCAGUUGAAGGAGGAUGAAAAUUUUGACUCCUCAAUAAAUAUGGAGGCAGAAGCUACCUUUCUGCUCUCCGACAGCUAUUUGGAAGGUUACCCUAAGGGACCUGCAGAAUCCCUGGAUGCAGAGGGCUUUAUCAAAAUAGGCACUGAACAAUCUCUGCAUGUUGAAGUGGAGAUCACUUCCAGAGACUUUGGGCAGCAGACGUCACUGGAGAACUUGCCCUCGGGGUACACUGCAGAAGUGUAAGGAAUCUAGUGGCCCCUUCCCUCGUAUUCCAGAAGGUCUUACUCAGCCAGAAACCRAACUCGAGGGGGAAGCAGUACCUGAACAGGUUUGAUGA